UCUUUCUGAAAUCGUCCUCGCUUUCAGUCGCAUAAUCCGUUUUUGCCUCAAACUUUAUCCUACACCAUAUUGCUUUACGUCUUCGUCUCUUGAGCUACCGAUUUACUGGAUACCGGCCGUUCAUCUGAAAAAAUAAUGGCUGAAAGUUCCGAUUCGACAUUGCUUGAUAAAGAGAGUGUCAGCACCACUGCAAAUAACAAACGCGAAGCUCAUUCUGAUAGCUCGGAUUCCGUAACAAAGAAGUUGAGAAGCAGCGACACUCAUGAGGAGCCGAAGGCUGAAAUCACUGUCCCGAAAAAUGGAAGUGAAUUGUAUUUUGAAAUAGAAGCUGAUGCAGCUGAGGAUAAGGGUUCCAGACAUACCAUGGAGGACGCUUCUGUUGUUCUUCCUGAUGCUGACCUUGAAUUUCCCGGGAAAUUGAGAUGUGCUCAUUUUGCAAUAUAUGAUGGGCAUGGAGGUCAAUUAGCUGCUGAGUAUGCCCGGAAGCAUUUACAUGCCAAUGUUCUAUCUGCAGGCUUACCACGUGAGUUGUUGGAUGUUAAAGCAGCCAAAAAGGCCAUACUCGAAGGAUUUAGGAGAACUGAUGAGUCUCUUCUUCAGGAAAGCACCAAAGCAGGUGGUUGGCAAGAUGGAGCAGCUGCAGUAUGUGUCUGGGUAUUAGGCUCCAAAGUGUUUGUUGCUAAUAUUGGAGAUGCGAAAGCAAUUUUAGCUCGGUCAUCUCCAACUGACGGUUCAAACAACACUUCUGAUGGAUCAACUCCAAUAAAGGCCAUAGUCUUGACCAGGGAACACAAGGCUAUAUAUCCUCAAGAACGUGCACGCAUCCAAAAAGCUGGGGGAUCUGUCAGUUCUAAUGGACGAUUACAAGCGCGCCUUGAAGUUUCCAGAGCUUUCGGAGAUCGGCAGUUCAAGAAGGUUUGUGUGCUAAGAUUAAAAGUUGGUGUCAUUGCAACUCCAGAUGUUCAUUCAUUUGACCUUACCGAGAGAGACCACUUUAUCAUUCUUGGCUGUGAUGGCUUGUGGGGGGUUUUUGGGCCAAGUGAUGCUGUUGAUUUUGUUCAGAAGCUAUUAAAGGAGGGGCUAUCUGUGAAAGCUGUGAGUCGCCGCCUUGUGCGGGAGGCAGUCCGAGAGCGUCAAUGUAAAGAUAACUGCUCCGCUGUUGUAAUUGCUUUCAGGAAAAAGCAGUAAAACUCAGAAAUUUGUUCAAAAAGAAUCUUAGAGUCUAGGCAACCAGAUCUGGUCUUGUUCUUUGGUU
Molecule: messenger RNA, 1255 nt
Organism: Solanum verrucosum
Lineage: Eukaryota; Viridiplantae; Streptophyta; Magnoliopsida; Solanales; Solanaceae
Product: probable protein phosphatase 2C 8
Exons: 10
Coding region: 136-1188 (350 amino acids)
Biological process (GO): protein dephosphorylation
Molecular function (GO): protein serine/threonine phosphatase activity
Source: RefSeq, a predicted model, not a curated record